Messenger RNA from Melanotaenia boesemani (Boeseman's rainbowfish), 4015 nucleotides. RefSeq names its product cholinergic receptor, nicotinic, beta 2 (gene chrnb2). Gene Ontology annotation, cellular component: postsynaptic membrane; synapse; neuron projection. NCBI's taxonomy places the organism in Eukaryota, Metazoa, Chordata, Actinopteri, Atheriniformes, Melanotaeniidae. Gene Ontology annotation, molecular function: transmembrane signaling receptor activity; acetylcholine-gated monoatomic cation-selective channel activity. The coding region runs from base 248 to 1888 and encodes 546 amino acids. The transcript is spliced from 6 exons. The record is from RefSeq and is a predicted model, not a curated record. Gene Ontology annotation, biological process: chemical synaptic transmission; regulation of membrane potential; signal transduction.
CACGGACAGCCAGCAGCACCGCACGACCCAGCGCAGAGCUCACCUGGCGCCGCCGAGAACAUAUAUUUGUUUCUCUCUCAUCGGGCGGGGAAGAAUAACUGGAGCGACGGAAAGGCCUGGCGUCACCAUGUCAGGUAGAGACUGAAGGGAGGUUUGGGUCGUGAGGAAGAAAGAGGAGUAACACUGCGGUUGUGCUUGGAGUGGCUUCUCCAUCCCGGUGAACACCUUUCCGGGCUCGGACGCACUUAUGAUGAUGGGCGGUUGGCCGUUCUUGCUGCCUCUGGCUUUGCUCGCCAUUGCAGGAGGCAGCCUUGGAGCAGACACAGAGGAGCGGUUGGUGGAACAUCUCCUAAAUCCAGCACAUUACAACAAACUGAUUCGCCCUGCGACAAAUGGCUCUGAGCUGGUUACUGUGCAGCUGAUGGUGUCUUUAGCCCAACUCAUCAGUGUGCAUGAAAGGGAGCAGGUGAUGACCACCAAUGUCUGGCUAACACAGGAGUGGCAGGACUAUCGUCUGACUUGGGUCCCCGAGGAGUUUGAUGGAAUGUUGAAGGUCAGGCUGCCCUCAAAACACAUCUGGCUGCCUGACGUGGUCCUCUACAACAAUGCUGAUGGGGUGUAUGAGGUGUCCUUCUACUCCAAUGCAGUGGUGUCCUACGAUGGCAGCAUCUUCUGGUUGCCACCAGCCAUCUAUAAAUCAGCCUGUAAGAUUGAGGUCAAGCACUUCCCGUUUGACCAACAGAACUGCACCCUGCGCUUCCGCUCCUGGACCUAUGACCGCACUGAGAUCGAUCUAGUGCUUCGCGCUGACGUGGCCAGUAUGGAUGACUUCACGCCCAGUGGAGAGUGGGACAUCAUCGCCCUCCCAGGCAGACGGAACGAGAACCCGGCUGACCCCGCCUAUGUGGACAUCACAUACGACUUCAUCAUUCGUCGGAAGCCUCUUUUUUAUACUAUCAACCUCAUCAUUCCAUGUGUGCUCAUCACAUCGUUGGCCAUCCUGGUCUUCUACCUGCCCUCUGACUGUGGAGAGAAGAUGACGCUCUGUAUCUCAGUGCUACUGGCUCUCACUGUGUUCCUGCUGCUGAUCUCUAAGAUUGUCCCACCCACUUCACUGGAUGUUCCUCUAGUAGGGAAGUACCUGAUGUUCACCAUGGUUCUUGUCACUUUCUCUAUUGUCACCAGUGUGUGUGUGCUCAAUGUGCACCACCGUUCACCCACCACACACACUAUGCCCCCUUGGGUUAAACUGGUGUUCCUCAACAAGCUUCCUGCCCUGCUCUUUAUGCGCCAGCCAAGGAACAGCUGUGAGCGCCAGCGGCUACGUCAAAAAAGGAGGGCACAGGAGCAGAAAGAGGGUGGGCGCAGUGGAGAGUCAGGGGCCCUGAUGGUGGGGCUCGGGCUGGGUAGUGCCGGAGGAAACGGAGGAGGAUCCUCAACUGCGGUGUUUGGCAAGGAUGACAGUGACCCUUGCACAUGCUAUGUGAACCGAGCUUCUGUUAAACAGUUUGGAGGGGAUCUGGGAGGUGCAGGAGGGGGAUCUGUGGAUGGUCUGAAUAGGGUAAGGGAGGGCCGGGAAGGUGGCUCUGGAAACCAGCAGAGGGGAAAGCAAGCAGCCAGUGGUCCUGUUUUGACUCAUACCCUGCUGGCUCAAACGUGUCCAGGCUUUGAGGAGGCUGUGGAAGGAGUGCGCUUCAUUGCCAACCACAUGAAGAGUGAGGAUGAUGAUCAGAGCGUGAGCGAGGACUGGAAAUACGUCGCCAUGGUGAUCGACCGCCUCUUCUUGUGGAUUUUUGUGUUUGUUUGUGUGUUUGGCACAUUGGGCAUGUUCAUGCAGCCUUUAUUUCAAAAUUACACGGCGAAGACCAUCACCAGCCCGCCAGGCUGACCUCUCUACAGCCACAAAGUCGCUGACAGACAGCUCCCCAACCAAUCAGCACAGCAGGAUGUGGGCUGGAGGUGUGUCUUUGUAUGUGUUGGGGGGGGGGGGGGUAAGGGGGGUAGAGGGGUAGGGUCUGAGUUUUAUUAUAUUGCAGAGCUGAAAACAAAACUUCUACUGAACAGCAACCACGUCCAUCAACUUUAUAGCAACAUUUUUUGCAACAAACAAACGUUUUUCUCAUAUGAGGAUAAAGAAAAAAAAAAACACCAUCAAACUCUUACCUGCAACUUUUUGUCCAGAUGCUGAACAGACUGACCUCUCCUUUCUGGUUAAAAGUUCCCUCUUUGCUCCCCACCUCGGUCUUUCAGGGAGUGUGGAUGCUUGGAUUUCCUCCCUGUUGGAAUAAUCAACAUUGUGCCCAACACUGACAUGCCCUGACUAUCAAAGACAUCAUUCAACCGCAAUGUUGACUGAUGUCAGUGUCAGAAAGGGAAGGGAGGUUCAUAUCAAGGUUCUUGUACUUUUGUUUUCCAGAACUCCACUAUGACAUGAUUCAUUAUAUUUUAUUAUAGCAUAGCAGCUUACCACAGUAUAGCAUUAAGUAUAUAUUAUAAAGAUUUCUCUAUGUUAGCCCAUGCAAUAGUUUGUUGCUGGUUGAGAGGCUUUGGUGUGUUGUAUGAUUGUAUAGAUAUAAAAAGAAUGUGAUAUAAACUGUACUGCACUGCCUGUGAUGGGCAUACUAACAUGAUAUGUGUAAGAGCAACAGAUUGUGAAGGAAAAUACAUUGGGGACGUUGAUACUGAAGAAAGAGCCAGGUUGGGUUGCUGCAGAAAAGUCAAAGAGAUGUGCUAAUAGAUUAUGCAUGGACAGUUUUCGCUCAGUGUUUUGCACAGUAAAUGGAGAACAGCCGCAGUCUGCUGUGCCAGAGUGCACAGCUGUGGAUGAGACUAGCUCCUGAGAAAUGGAGGACUCCGAGCCAAGAUGGUGGCUAAAGCGUGUAUAUGACGGACAGUGAAAUAUAAUUUUGCUAAGAUGGAGUAUUAAGAGCUGAGUUAAGAGGAGGCAAGGAUCAAUACUGGAUAAAGUUUCAUGCAAGUCAAAUAAUAUUGGUGGGUUGAUGGGGAUUUUUAUCAUGGAUACUGAGCAAUUAUGUGUAUCAACAUGUGCUUUCACAGCUGUUUAUUUGAUCGUCAUUACUCUGAUCAUCUGAACUGAGUAAGACAGUAUCUCACUUGCAGCUCUUUGCUUGGUUUUUCUCUCGUCUCUUUUAGGACUUGCUCAAAGCAAAACUAUACAUGUAUUUGUGUAUGUGAAUACCUUUUCCACACCUUUUUAUUAUCAUAUCUGUGAGAUCUAAUGAUCAGAUGAGCAUUAUGUAUCUUUGUCUUCCUGCCACUCUUUUUAUUUAUCCCUACUAACUUCUCUUCUGUCCUUAUCCUCUUGUAUGAUCUUCCAUAUAAUAUGAUUUGUGUGGUUGUGUGUGUGUGUAGUUGUUUUGUUUUAUUUCCACAUUUUUUCAAGUUUUUUUAAUCAAAGUAGAACAAGGCCUUCUCAGGCACACGUGCAAUUAAAGAGGAGAGAAAUGACAACAUGGCCAACAGAAAAGUGGUCAUAGAAGGCAGUAAAAGUUAUGCAAAAUCAAAGUUAAAUGAAUAAUGAACAGAGAUAAGGAAUGAAGACAGGCAGAGAGAAAGGACUCUUAGUGUUGUUGCUCCAUAUGAAAGUAAACCUCUGAAAAAAAAUUAUGUCUAAUCCCUGUCACUGUCAUUGGCUGUGAAUUUCCUCAGCUUUUUACAGUCAUGUGGCCAAGUCUGCAGCUCCGCUCAGAUCUGGACUGGGAGCUGUUUUCUUCCCUGUCUCUUACGGAUGGGAUUACCUGUGGGGAUUCCUGGUAGAUCCCAAAUGAGUGUGAAAAGCUUUUCAGAGACCUGUGAAAACUGUUGGCUGCAUGGCUCCGCAUGGAGAAAGUGCUGCUGCCCAUUCUCUUUUUGCUCCUUUUCUCUCUGACCUUUAUACACUUCUUCCUUUCUUCUCACUUUCUCUCUGAUUAUGCUCCCCCAUCUUUCACCCUCAUCUUUCAGACUCUAAAAUCUGCUCCUGUGCACUCCAAUAAAGGUUGUAGGUUCAGAUUAA